Molecule: messenger RNA, 5506 nt
Organism: Lolium perenne
Lineage: Eukaryota; Viridiplantae; Streptophyta; Magnoliopsida; Poales; Poaceae
Biological process (GO): telomere maintenance; DNA repair
Molecular function (GO): DNA helicase activity
Source: RefSeq, a predicted model, not a curated record
GAAGCCUGAAACAAACACUCAAUAAUUGAUAUGUUACACGUUCAGUCUGCUAUGUAUUCAUUUUGUAGAUUUUUUUACAAACCAAUUUCCAGUUCCCGCUCCAUGUGCACUCGCCUCGCCCCUCAACUAUAAUACCAUAGAAGUGAACUAAGAAGGUUCCAAUAGAACACUAGCACAUCGCAUGAAAUGGUGCAUGGUUCUAAGCUGCGGUUCUCAAAAUAUGAUAGUACUCCACUUUUUGUGUUUGUUUGGGCUACCUCACAUUUACGUUCUGUUGCUUCCUGUUAACUGCAUUCUCCUUUUCUCCAAUUUUUUUGUCAGCUGCUACCGCCGACGUUCAGUUGCCUCUCCGUCCAAGUUUGGUCAGGUUUCUCAAGGGUAAGUGAUGGAACACUUCUUCUGUUCUGAUGGUUUAUUUUUUUCAUAUCGAUUUUCUCCUUACACGUUUCAUGACUAUUUAUUUUCUGUCUUUUAUUGCAGCUGCUUGGCCUGGCAGAUCCUAUUACAGUGGUCCUCACCUUAUCUGCCAAAACUGUGGCGCUUCGUACUGGUAUCAGGAGCGUAAUAAGCGCCUCAGUACAAAGUACCAUCCUGUCUAUACUGGUUGUUGUCGUGCUGGCCGAGUGUCUCUUCCGGUUUAUCCGCAAUGGCCUUCCCCGUUGUCUGACCUUAUGCGCUUUGAUGGCGGGUCUCAGCCAGAUCGUUUCAUGCGUUUGAUUCGAGAGUACAAUUCUAUGUUUGCUUUCACAUCUCUCGGCGUCCAUGUUGAUAGAACAGUUAAUGUUGGAAAUGGUCCGUAUGUGUUCAAGAUUUGUGGGGUCGUUUGUCAUGAAAUUGGCUCUUUGUUGCCUCCAGAGAGUGAUCGUGUUCCUAAAUUUGCCCAGCUAUAUAUUUAUGACACCCAAAAUGAAUUAGAUCAUAGGAUGGGCAUAUUUAGUCAAGACGAUGAAAUUGGUGAUGUGACUGCUACUGAUGCCCCUUCUGCGUCAUGUGCUCAGUCUUCAUCUGCUGUUGUUGGUCAGCGGCGUCGAAGAGAAGAUCUAUCAGGAGAUGGCUUUGAUGCUUCUUCCACGCGGCCAGCCCGACGUCGGCGUAGGGAGGAACCUGAUCCUGCUAUUGUGCAAUCUCUGACUACAAUGCUCAAUGGGUGCAACCCCCUUGUGCAGACAUUUCGUAUGGCAAAGGAUAGAAUGUUUUCUCCUGAUGCUCCUGAGGUUGCUGUUCGUUUAUAUGGGCAUGAGGGUGCAGACCAUGGAAACCGGUAUUCUUUACCUGUUGCCCCCGAGCUGGCCGCUCUCAUAGUCGACGACCUCACUGUAGAAGCAUGUAGGUUUGAUAUUAUCGUCCAGAAAGAGGCUGGUUAUCUUCAGCGCAUCUCGCCACUUAACCCCUCCCUCAUGGCUCUCCAGUAUCCACUUCUGUUUCCUCAUGCUACCAUCGGGUUCCAUCUUGGUAUCAGGUAUCGACAGAUUGAUGGCAUACCGUCGACUGGACGCAGCCAGGUGUCCAUGCUUGAGUAUUACUGUUACAGAUUCCAUUAUAGGAAGGGUGAGCCAAGUCCUUUCACUUGCUGUGGCCGAUUGUCACAGCAACUUCUUGUGGAUUGUUACUCCUGUGUUGAGUCAUGCAGAUUAAGUUACCACUUCUGGAAUCAGAGCACGCUUCGGUCCGAGACAUAUCAGGGUAUUUCUGAUGCUCUUGGUGAGGGAAACUCCAGUGGUAAAAAUGUUGGGGUGCAGUAUUUGUUACACUCGAGUUUUACUGGUGGACCUCUAUACAUGAUUCAGAAUUACCAGGAUGGGAUGGCUAUUUGUCGGGUCUUCGGAGCGCCCGAUCUUUUCAUUACAUUUACUUGCAACCCUAAGUGGGAUGAAAUAACUGAAGCGCUUCUUAUAGAGGCUGGACAAAGGCAUGUUGAUAGACCGGAUAUAGUUACGCGUGUUUUCAAGAUGAAAAUCAAUGAAUUCACUGGAGAUGUCAGGCGGGGCGAGGCGUUUGGUGAGGUCCAUGCAUAUUUAUACGUUGUGGAGCUCCAGAAAAGAGGCUUGCCCCACAUACAUAGCCUUGUGUGGCUGGAUGCAGACACGGAAGACCCGACGCCUUCUACUAUCGAUUCUUUUAUUUCAGCAGAGAUACCAGAUUAUGCUACAGAUCCAUUGGGAUAUGCGCCUGUGGAGGAGUUUAUGGUACAUGGCCCAUGUGGUGAACACAACCCUCAUUCUCCAUGCAUGAAAGACGGUGUUUGCUCUAAACGAUAUCCCAAAGAAUUUAACGAAGAGACUACAAUUGACGGUCUUGGUUUCCCGGUCUACCGUCGAAGCAACAACGAUCGGUAUAUUAUAAAGAAUGGAAUUCGUCUUGACAAUAGAUGGAUUGCUCCUUACAAUAUGUCUUUGGUAAAAAAGUUCCAGGCUCACAUUAAUGUGGAGUGGUGUAAUAAAACCAACCUUCUUAAAUAUUUGUUCAAAUACCUUGCUAAGGGCCAUGAUAUGGCAAGGGCCCGGUUUCAUUCUAUGUACCAGUCUACAGGCUCCGAGUCUACUGGAAGAAAUGAGAUAGACGAGUAUGUAAAAUGCAGGUAUUUGUCUGCCUGUGAGGCGUGUUGGCGUAUGUUUGCAUUCGACAUUCAUGUUCGAGCACCUUCUGUUGAAAGAUUGGUGGUCCAUCUUGAAAAUAUGAACCGUGUUAUAUAUAGCCAAGAUGACAACCUUGCUGAUGUUAUUUGUAAUCCCAAUAAGUACAAGACUAUGCUCACAGAGUGGUUUGUUGCUAACCAACGGUACACAGAUGCUCGUGAGCUGACGUAUCUGCAAUUUCCAUCAAAGUGGAGGUGGGACGCAUCAAGUAAAAGAUGGCGAAGGAGGAGGCGUCACUUGAAAUUCGGCCCCCCUAUUGGCCGUAUCUACAAUGUGCAUCCUAGCUGCGGAGAACUUUUUUACCUACGGAUGCUCCUAACGGUUGUCAGUGGUGCUACAAGUUUCAGUGACUUAAAGUUUUACCAUGGCAGAUUGCACACCUCUUUUAAGGCAACUUGCCAAGCGCGUGGGUUAGUUGGUGAUGACAACGAGUGGUUCCUCUUAUUUGAUGAAGCAGUGCAAUGGGCCUCCUCUUACCAGUUGCGUCAUCUGUUCAUGACUGUCUUGCUAUUUUGUGGUGUCACUGAUGGACAACGGCUACUAGAUAAAUAUUGGCGGUUUAUGGCAGAUGAUAUAGCUUUCCAGAUUGCACGCUCCCUGAAUGACACUGUUCAAGCAAUUCCUUCUGAAUAUUUGCAUAUCCAGCUGCUGCAUGAGCUAUCUGUCAUGUUUGGUAAAAAUGGAUAUUCCUUAUCAUCCUUUGGUAUAUCUACUGAAUCCAUUACCACUGGGAGGUCGCUUGGUAACAGGUUGAUUUUAGAAGAACUACAGUAUGACAGAAAUGAGCUUAGAAAUAUGGCUUCUUCUUUUCAUGGAAGGUUAAAUGGAGAUCAGCUCAGUAUCUACAACCAGAUCAUGUUUGCAGCCCUCAAUUCUGCUGGUGGCGUUUUCUUUGUUUCUGGUCAUGGUGGUACAGGCAAGACAUUUUUGUGGACUUCUAUUAUUGCAAGGUUACGGGCCGACGAUCAUGUUGUUCUUGCUGUAGCUUCCUCAGGUGUGGCUUCACUUCUAUUACCAGGUGGAAGGACAGCUCAUUCACGUUUUAGGAUACCUGUUGAAAUCAAUGAGCGCACCAUGUGCACCAUUUCUCGGGGCAGUAAUCUAGCCGAAUUAAUAGAGAAAGCAACACUCAUACUUUGGGAUGAAGCACCAAUGACACACAGGCGUUGUUUUGAAGCGGUUGAUAGGACCAUGAGAGAUAUUUUGUCUCUGAACGAUCCUUCCCGGAAAUUGCUCCCUUUCGGUGGAAAGACUAUAGUUUUGGGAGGCGAUUUCAGGCAGGUGCUACCUGUUGUCGAAGGGGCCAGCAGAGCGGAAGUUGUCAAUUCUUCUCUUAUGAAGUCACCCCUCUGGCAGCAUGUAACCGUUCUUAAGCUGCAGAGGAAUAUGAGAUUGUCUAAUCCAUCACUGUCCGAUGAGCAACGAGCUGAUUUGGAAGAAUUUGCACAAUGGGUCCUCGAUGUCGGUGAUGGAACCGUGCACAUGGACACCCGAGGAGGAGAAGCUACACCUUCCUGGAUCUCCUUGCCACCAGAUACAGCAUUGCUGCCAGAUUCUGAUCCCAUUUCUGCUAUUGUUGAUUCAGUUUAUGACUCAUUUGCUGGAAUGUAUUCUGAUGCAUCUUAUCUGGCAGACCGCGCCAUAGUGUGUCCUACUAAUAAAGUUGCUGACUCUAUCAACGAGACUGUUUUCUCUAGGGUGCCUGGAGAGGAGAUGGUGUUCGAGAGUUCUGAUUCCAUUUGUAAAACUCUGGACCAUGCAGCUAAUGCAGAACUGUUGUAUCCUCCUGAAUUUCUCCAUAAGAUCGACCCUCCAAACUUUCCGCAGCAUAGGAUUUCAUUGAAGGUAGGGGUUCCAAUAAUGCUGCUAAGAAAUAUCAACCAAGCUAUCGGACUCUGUAAUGGUACCCGUUUACUGGUGACACGGCUUGGUGAAUGGGUCCUCGAAGCCAAGAUUAUGACUGGGACCAACAUUGGUGAACGCGUGUGCAUACCAAGGAUUGUUUUGCACGCGCCAGCCACUAAAUGGCCUUUCACAUUACAACGCCGACAGUACCCAAUUAGGCUAUGCUAUGCAAUGACUAUCAACAAGAGCCAGGGUCAGACUCUUAAGAAGGUCGGGGUAUACUUGCCGAAGCCGGUUUUCUCCCAUGGGCAAUUCUAUGUCGCUAUCUCAAGAGUAACAUCAAGGGAAGGGCUGAAAGUACUGGCCCUCAAUGAAUCUGGCAACCCGACUACCCAGACUAGAAAUAUAGUAUACAAGGAAGCCCUUGGUCAUCUAUAAGGGUCACUUCUUAUCUGGUAUAUUUUGUUUGCAUAUACAUGCUUUAUUUCCCUCCGUCUUAUAUGCUUUCUAAUCUUUCUUAUUUCUUCUUUUUCUCAUCUAUCGUUUGUUCGCACAAUCAAUGUAUUUCCUUUUCCUUUUUCCGCUCCGCUGAGUGAUUUGGUUUCGGGGUUACCUUAUGUGUCAGGUUAUCUCUGCUCUCUUCUGCGAUGUUGCGUUUCUUCUCACUGUGUUGUCACUCAUAUAGCCAUUCCUCUUGCUCUCUCCCUUUCGUUCUAAUAUUUCCUGUUUGAUGAAUUGUCAGUUUGUACUAUGUUUGCUUAUUUCUUUUACAAUCCAUAGCUUCAGUUCUCACUACAUGGUACUAAUUACAGGUUUAUGGUCACGCGCCCUUAAGGUGAAUCACAGAGGCAUAUAGACAGAAUUCAGUUUGUUAAUCAGUUGUUUUCAUCCACUGUCUAUUCUCUGCUAUAUGGUCACUGUAUGUGUAAAAACCUAUAGUACUUGCUUGCUUUUGUUAUGGUCGCAUCUGAUUGACUGGAACAACUCUAAAUCGAUGCAUGUUAUGUACCUCAAGCUCUUAUUCU